Messenger RNA from Myotis brandtii (Brandt's bat), 1244 nucleotides. It is a transcript of the gene NFKBIB, whose product is annotated as nuclear factor of kappa light polypeptide gene enhancer in B-cells inhibitor, beta. Bases 101 to 1198 code for a protein of 365 amino acids. The record is from RefSeq and is a predicted model, not a curated record. Gene Ontology annotation, biological process: cellular response to lipopolysaccharide; signal transduction. Gene Ontology annotation, molecular function: protein binding. Lineage: Eukaryota; Metazoa; Chordata; Mammalia; Chiroptera; Vespertilionidae. The transcript is spliced from 6 exons. Gene Ontology annotation, cellular component: cytosol.
GGGAGUGUUGGGGAAUUCCCUGCAGGGCGGAAGCGCCAGAGCUCCAGGCAGAGCCCAGCGACUGGCCCGGGGCCACGGGGCCCCUGAGACUUGGGGGGCCAUGGCCGGGGUCGCGUGCUUGGGGAAAGCUGCGGAUGCCGACGAGUGGUGCGACAGUGGCCUGGGCUCUCUGGGUCCAGAUGCAGCGGCCCCCGGAGGACCGGGAUUGGGCGCGGAGCUGGGCCCGGGGCUGUCGUGGGCGCCCCUGGUCUUUGGCUACGUAACCGAGGAUGGGGACACGGCACUGCACUUGGCGGUGAUUCAUCAGCAUGAGCCCUUCCUGGACUUCCUCCUAGGCUUUGCAGCUGGUACUGAGUACCUGGACCUGCAGAAUGACCUGGGCCAGACAGCCCUGCACCUGGCAGCCAUCCUGGGGGAGGCAUCCACGGUGGAGAAAUUGUAUACGGCGGGCUCCGGGUUGCAUGUGGCAGAGCGUGGGGGCCACACAGCGCUGCACCUAGCCUGCCGCAUGGGGGCACACGCCUGUGCUCAAGUGCUGCUCCAGCCCCGCCCCCAGCACCCUAGGGAAGCCCCCCAUAUCUACCUCGCUCAGGACCCUGACCACACCCCUGGCACCGACCCCACCCCUGGCACAGACCACACCCCUGGCACUGACCACACUGCUGUUGCGUUGUACCCCAAACCCGACUUGGAGAAGGAGGAGGAAGAGAAUGAGGACUGGAAGCUGCAGCUAGAGGCUGAAAACUAUGAAGGCCACACCCCACUCCAUGUGGCCGUCAUCCACAAAGAUGCAGAGAUGGUCCGACUACUCUGGGAGGCCGGAGCUGACCUAAACAAACUGGAGCCCACGUGUGGCCGGAGCCCCCUGCACUUGGCAGUGGAGGCCCAAGCAGCUGAUGUGCUGGAGCUUCUCCUGAAGGCAGGUGCUGACCCUGCUGCCCGCAUGUACGGUGGCCGCACCCCACUGGGCAGCGCCAUGCUCCGGCCCAACCCCAUCCUCGCCCGCCUCCUCCGUGCACACGGAGCCCCUGAACCCGAGGAUGAGGACGACAAGCCUGGACCCUGCAGCAGCAGUAGCGACAGUGACAGCGGGGAUGAGGGCGAUGAAUACGACGACAUCGUGGUCCACAGUGGCCGGAGCACAAACUGGCUACCUCCUACCCCAGCUUCAAAACCUCUCCCUGAUGACCCCAUCUGACUUGUUAAUAGAAUUUCUAAUUAAAUAAAAUCCUAGUUCUGACAAU